GCCGCCGAGAGCGGAGCAGAAGUAUUUAGCGCGUUGCCGCCGACGGUCCUACUGACACAGAAAAUGCAAAAAAAGUAAGAGCGAAAAGAGCUGGCGUAGGCGUGACAAAAGCGGUGAAAAAGCAACGGUUCUGGUGCAAGAAAAGUGUAAGAACUACAGUGAAGCCAAGCAGCGAACGAAUAUCGAAAGCAGAAGGCCCAACUUGGCGCUAUUCCAAUGAAUAGUCCUCGCUCGAACGCGGUCAAUGGCGGCAGCGGCGGCGCCAUCUCCGCUCUGCCCAGCACCCUGGCCCAACUGGCGCUGCGCGACAAGCAGCAGGCUGCGUCGGCAUCGGCGUCGGCGUCCUCUGCCACGAACGGCAGCAGCGGCGGCGGCAGCGAGUCCUUGGUGGGCGUCGGCGGACGACCGCCCAACCAGCCGCCCAGUGUGCCAGUGACGGCCAGUGGCAAGCUGGACGCCAGCAGCGGAGGCGCCUCCAACGGCGACUCGAACAAAUUGACGCACGACCUGCAGGAGAAGGAGCACCAGCAGGCGCAGAAGCCACAGAAGCCGCCGCUCCCGGUGCGCCAGAAGCCCAUGGAGAUCGCCGGCUAUGUGGGCUUCGCCAAUCUGCCCAACCAGGUCUACCGCAAGGCCGUCAAGCGGGGAUUCGAGUUCACCCUGAUGGUGGUCGGGGCCAGUGGGCUGGGCAAGUCCACUCUGAUCAACUCCAUGUUCCUGUCGGACAUCUACAAUGCGGAGCAGUAUCCGGGUCCCUCGCUGCGCAAGAAGAAGACGGUGGCCGUGGAGGCCACCAAGGUGAUGCUCAAGGAGAACGGGGUCAAUCUCACGCUGACCGUGGUGGACACACCCGGCUUCGGCGAUGCCGUCGACAACAGCAACUGCUGGGUGCCCAUACUGGAGUACGUGGACAGCAAGUACGAGGAGUACCUGACCGCCGAGUCGCGGGUGUACCGCAAGACCAUCUCGGACAGCCGGGUGCACUGCUGCCUGUACUUCAUAGCGCCAUCGGGCCACGGACUCCUGCCGCUGGACAUUGCCUGCAUGCAGAGCCUGUCGGACAAGGUGAAUCUGGUGCCGGUGAUCGCCAAGGCGGACACCAUGACGCCCGACGAGGUGCAUCUGUUCAAGAAGCAGAUCCUCAACGAGAUCGCCCAGCACAAGAUCAAGAUCUACGACUUCCCCGCCACGCUGGAGGAUGCGGCCGAGGAGGCCAAGACCACGCAGAAUCUGCGCAGCCGAGUGCCAUUCGCGGUGGUGGGUGCCAACACCAUCAUCGAGCAGGACGGAAAGAAGGUGCGGGGCAGGCGCUAUCCCUGGGGCCUCGUCGAGGUGGAGAACCUGACGCACUGCGACUUCAUAGCGCUGCGGAACAUGGUCAUACGCACGCACCUGCAGGACCUCAAGGAUGUGACGAACAACGUGCACUACGAGAACUACCGCUGCCGGAAGCUAUCCGAACUGGGACUGGUGGACGGCAAGGCCAGGCUGUCCAACAAGAACCCACUCACCCAGAUGGAGGAGGAGAAGCGGGAGCACGAGCAGAAGAUGAAGAAGAUGGAGGCCGAGAUGGAGCAGGUGUUCGACAUGAAGGUCAAGGAGAAGAUGCAGAAGCUCAGGGACUCGGAGCUGGAGCUGGCGCGGCGCCACGAGGAGCGCAAGAAGGCGCUGGAGCUGCAGAUCCGGGAGCUGGAGGAGAAGAGGCGCGAGUUCGAGCGCGAGAAGAAGGAGUGGGAGGAUGUCAACCACGUGACGCUGGAGGAGCUCAAGCGGCGCAGCCUGGGGGCAAACAGCAGCACGGACAACGUGGAUGGCAAGAAGGAGAAGAAAAAGAAGGGUCUGUUCUAAGUCAACCCGCUCAAAAAGCCCACUUCCUCCCUACCCCAUACACUUAAGCGCUAAUCUCGAGAACAAAACAAACGAAAGCCAACCCCUAGCGUAUCCUACACUUAUACCUACCACAUAAAGUAAUUCGAAAAGUGCAUAAAUAUAUAUCUAUUGUUGGGCCCCCAGCCGCCCCACAAGGCUUCUAUUCGCACAGCAAUCGCCCCGCGAUGGCGUUGCAUUUGUUUUCUACAUUACUAUACGAGUACAUAUAACACAUAGCAGUUGCAGUAUUUUACCAAUAUAUAUAUCCACGCAUUACUUGACGAAA
This is a messenger RNA of Drosophila takahashii, 2155 nucleotides long. RefSeq names its product septin 7-like protein pnut (gene pnut). The record is from RefSeq and is a predicted model, not a curated record. NCBI's taxonomy places the organism in Eukaryota, Metazoa, Arthropoda, Insecta, Diptera, Drosophilidae. Gene Ontology annotation, biological process: cytoskeleton-dependent cytokinesis; cilium assembly; intracellular protein localization. Gene Ontology annotation, molecular function: molecular adaptor activity; GTPase activity; GTP binding. Gene Ontology annotation, cellular component: septin ring; septin complex; microtubule cytoskeleton.